CCGCCGGCUACAUCUCCGCCAGUGUAGUCUUACACCGGCUUUCAUCGGAAUUACUUGCUACGCCCUCAGACCUUCAAUUCGUUAAGCUGGACAAAGCGCUUUCAGACGAGGACUGUACCGAUUAGGGAGUUGCAUUCUUCUUCUUGUACAGGGUUCGCUUCUAGGACGAGUGCAGCUCAUUGACCGCCACAGCCCGUCUUUCCGGCAACUGAUAGUAAGGAACUUUCUUUUGAUAUUUUUAUUUAUGGGUUUUAGUUCUUGAUAAUUGGGUGUUGUUUAAUUAUGUAUGGAAAAUGCAAUUUCUUUGUUUGAAAAAAAAAAUUAUGGAGUCCUCUGUCCUCUGUUUCAAGUCUGAGCCUUUGCUCUCCUUGCUGCUACCCUUAGUGUUUAGGGAAUCGAUACUUUUGGAAGAAAAUGGAUAUUUUCAAAGUUAUUGGGGGGAUGGAGGAGGGCUGCUGAGGGGAUUGGGUGUUAGAUUUAUGACAUUUGGUGUGAAGAUGUCAAUGAACCAACAGCUUCCUCACUUGUCUGAUCUCUCUUCCAAUAAGCUGGUAGGUGAAAUUCCAGAGGAAUUGAUAUCUUUAAUACAACUUUCUGUUUCGAAUCUUUCAAAUAAUCAACUGGUCGGACUCAUAGCACGGGGAAAACAAUUCAACACCAUUAGUAACGAUUCCUAUGAAGGGAACUUUGGAUUGUGUGGGUUUCAGCUGUCGAAAUCUUGGGAUGGAAAUGGGACAAAGGAGCAACCACCAGGCUCCUUCCACAGAAAAGAUGAGUUGUGGGGAUUUGGCUGGAGAGUUGUCUUGUUAGGCCAUGGUUGUGGAUUGGUAUUUGGAUUAUUGAUGGGUUAUCUUGCCUUUCGAACUGGAAAACCAAAAUGGUUUGUGACUUUGUUUGAUGGACAACCAAAUCAAAAUGGAAGGAAGAUGAAGAAAGCCAGAAGACAUGUUCAAAGAAGAAACCAGUUGCAGAGUUGAUGUUUUAGACCUUCUAAAUUAGUGUUUCCUAAAAAAAUAUUGCUCUUUUGAUUCAAUGUUUUGGUUUUGGAUGCCUUCUGUCUCUUGUUGUAGUAUCUCUGUUUUUUCAUAAAAUCAACGAGUUCUCUCUUUGUGCUUUGUAAUGCUGUCUCAAUUCUUAAGCUAUAUGGU
Molecule: messenger RNA, 1148 nt
Organism: Rubroshorea leprosula
Lineage: Eukaryota; Viridiplantae; Streptophyta; Magnoliopsida; Malvales; Dipterocarpaceae
Source: the annotation of a GenBank genome assembly